Molecule: messenger RNA, 6684 nt
Organism: Acaromyces ingoldii
Lineage: Eukaryota; Fungi; Basidiomycota; Exobasidiomycetes; Exobasidiales; Cryptobasidiaceae
Exons: 3
Coding region: 1-6684 (2227 amino acids)
Source: RefSeq, a predicted model, not a curated record
AUGUCGCAGUCGCAGCGAUCGCCUGGCCAAGUGCAUCUAGGGAUUCCGUCAUCGGGCGCACCCAGUCACUCGACAAAAGGCCUCAAUGCUGCUGCGGGCGUCUUUAAUCCGGGACAAGCGCACCGGGGCAGCUUCGAUGCACCGCCAGCUCUCAGUCCCGGUGCCGCGCCAUUUCAGCCAGGUGGCCAGCCGAGGCUGAGCGUGGGUGGCAAUGGUGGCACCACGCCGGGCAGGCUCGGUGGCUAUACCCCUGCACACCAAUUCCAGAUGCAGCCUCAGCUUGCACCCACGUAUGGCCAUCAGCUCUCGCCGCUCCAGAUGCCUAUACCUGGUGGGCAGCCCUCGCCCCAGCACACAUCGUUUGUCUCCCCCUUCUCAGCCGGGCCCACCAGUGGGGGGCUGCCGAGCCCUAGCCUGCGACCACCCGUUCCGACGAGCCCCGGAGGCAUGAUGCCGACAUCGCCGAUGAGCAGCACCGGUGGUGGUGGUGGUGGUGGUGGCGGCGGCGGCGGCGGAGGGCCAUCACCCCACUUCACCUCGCAGCAGCCCGCCCCCGUCGCCAUGACGCUCAACCACCCCUUUCAGCAGCAGCAGCAGCCAGGGUUUGGACGUGGUGGUCUCAUGGCAGGCCGCGGCGCGAGGAGGAACAGGGGCCCGCCACCAGUGAACCAGCCUCUCAAGACGACGGGCCACAACUCGAAGCCGUCGGUGAGCCUCAACCCGGCGGCAUUUGCAGCCGCGUUGGCCAGCCAGGGAGGACUCAAGACGAAGCGAAAGGCCGUCGUGACAAUGCCAAAGGAAGGGGGCGAGCAGGUGGAUGAAGAAGAGGCAGGCCAAGCAGCCCGAGACCAGGCCACGUCGGACGGGCUCGACCAAGAGGCUAUUGAUAAGAAGGCAGCGCAAGCGUCCCAGAGCGCAGCCGUUCGCAGCCGAUGGACCAAGAGACUUCCUCUGCCCCAUCUCGCCAUCCUCGACGAGAGAUUCGUCGAUGCUAAUGCGCUCAAGGAUGAAAACGUGCUUUCAACAGAGAUGUAUCCCGAGCCACAGGACCCGAGUGAGGGUCUGCCUGACUUCAUCGAGAUCUACCUCCCCGGUCAGGGAGCCUGGGACGAAUUCAAGGAUCUCCUCGCCGCAGAGGCAAAGGAGAGGGAGCUCGAGCUUGAACAACAGCGGGAGCAGGAGCAGCAAGGCAAAGACGAGGAUGAAGAUUCGGGCGAAGAAGAAGGCGCCGAUCUGCCGGUCACGUCCAUCUCCUCGCCUGCAGACGCCGCGCAGGUCUCUACCCGGCUGCAAGACUAUCUUCACAACCGCAACUCAUCCCCGCCAUCCUUUGAGCAGGACAGCAGUCCCAUUGUCCAGGCCCAGCCGCUGCCCAGCGAUGUGGCCGCCGAGGCGACAGCGCGCAGCCUCAGCCGCUUUGGCCCCACGCUCGCGACCCCUCGUCGCAACGACGGUAUCCGUUCAGCUUCAGGCUAUAGCAGCAGCCCGCAGCACAUCCAGACCAUGUCGCUGAGCAUGCCCUCCUCGGGUGGGCCGUUUGGCCCUGGCGCACUCUCUGCCCUCGGGCUCCCAAGCCCCAGUCGCGGAGAGGAGAUGGAAAGAUCGUACUCCGACUCGGAGGACAAGGCCGAGCCCGCACUGGGCCAGCGUCCAACCAUGGAACGCAACAACUCCGAGAACAGAUUUGAUGCCAGGAGGGCCGGCACGAGGACGAAUCUCCUGCCGCUGUCCCUGCCGUCGUCGUCAUCGUCUUCGAGACCGUCGUGGAAGGACCUCGGGCGAGGUUUUGGCUACGACAUCGAAGAGGAGCCCGACAAGGAGCACGACGACGAAGCUGGAAAGAUGGCCGGCAUGCCAGCUCAUGACGUGGAAGACGACGCGAGGACCAACCCCAGCGAAGACGCAGACGCGUCCGACAACGACCUGGACGACGAUGACGAGGCAGGCGACACACUGCAGCAGCAGCAACGCACCAAGGGCCUCUCUACGCUGAGCGAAGAAGAAGACGCCGCCUCUUCAAUGUCGGACUCGGACUCGGACCUGGUCGACUCGGCGUCGCUCUCGGGCGAGUACAGCAACCCGUCAGACGAAGAGGCCGCUCGCCAGGCACGAGGCGAGAGGAAUGCCCUUCGAGCCGAACGCCGUGCUGCCAAGGCCAUUGCCAAGGGACGGGAACGGGAGCGUGAACGGCGCGAGCGCAAUGGUCUCGCUCCCCAGCCGGACCAGUCCCAGCUGGGCCUCGUUGCGCCCCACCCCGGCAAUCGCAGUCGUGCCUACACGGGCGACACGCUGCCGAGCAGCAGCAUCGGCGGCCAGCGCGAGUACGGCGAUGACGACAGCGACAUCAUCUCCAACCCCUCCGACGAGGUCGACGACGACAGCCGGGGUCUCGACUUUGCAGGCAGCGGACCGCUGGACGUGAACCCACACGACGCACAGCAUCACGAUUACCGCUACUCUCAUCGCAACGUUGCUGCAGGCGCCGAUGGCUCCUUUGGCUUCGGAGGUGCUGCCGGCUCAACCGAGAUGCAAGCCACCCUGUCUCGUGCCAGCUCCAAGACGUUUGGUGGCAGUGGACUCAAUCCCACUGCGCGCGAAUUCAACCUGGGAGGAGGAGGAGCAGGAGGAGGAGGAGGAGCAGGAGGAUUCGGUGGCGGUGAAGCCGGCGCAGACUCGGCGCAUUUCCGGCUGCCCAGCAUUAACAACUCCAGCUUCGGUGGCUCGCUCGACAUGCGCGAGGCCACGGGCACAGGCACGAGAAGCCUCAAUGCGGCUGCGCCCUCGUUCACGCCUGGCGCAUUCACCUUCCAAGCGCCCGGAGGAGCGCCCAAGCUGCCCCAGCUUGCUCGACCCAGCGAGGGAGCCGCUGCGUUUGGCGUGGACUUUAAUUCCAACGAGGCCGACGAAGCGCUACGAACAUCGCAGGGCCGCGAGAAGCGGCAGCGGUUCAGGGGCUCGGACGUGCAGACGAACCUCGACGAUGCAGACGAGCCUGCUUUCCCUUCGAGCCCGCCCAGGCCCCGUCCCUCGGCGGCCAGCAUCGAGGGACCGCUCCGGGAUGGAUUUGGUGGGUUCAGCGCGCAGCAGCAUCCGCCGCCUUUCAAUGCGAACCCUCGAGGACCGCUCGAUUCGGACGACCUCGCCAUCGGCAAGCCCCAGGGUACCACGGGCACCUUUGCCUUCAAGGCCACUGCGCCUGCCUUUACGCCCACCUGGAGUCGUGCUACGGCCGCUGGCGCGCCAUCGAACCGGCCUGGAAUCCCAAGCUUCGCCGAGCCUGCCAUUGCAAACGGUGGCAGUGGCUCAACCGUGCCGAAAGCCGACUUCACAUUCAGCAUCGCUGCAGGGAACAAGGCUGUCCCGAUCCGCAGGCCCGAGGAGGCUGCCGCAGACGAACAGUACUCGGCAGACCAGGGCCACGACCAGCACCAGGAUCAAGACCAGGAGAACCGCGGCGUGGCUGGGCCGACGAAAUCACUGACCCACCAGCGGCUCGGCAGCAAUACAGCGGCGAGGCGGCGGCCCCUUGCGCCCGUCUGGCAGAGAGAGUCGAGAUCCGAGGCCAUUGAUAUUCCUGGAUUCCAGCACCAUGCUGCCCAUCCCUCUGCCACGAGCACAUUGGACAUGUCGCUGGACGACGAGGAAGAGGACCCGGCCUCACGGCGUGCACAAAGCCGGCCUCGUGGAAGACGCUCUCUUCCGCAGGACGACAAGGUGGACGACGACGGCGAUGACGACGACGAUGAUGAUGACGACGACGACGAUACGGUGUCGGACAUCAUCGAGGAGCUUGGCCAGCGAAUGGACAAGUCGCUGGAGGGCUGGGCGGGCAAGAUCCUCGACGAAGUCACGAUCAUGGGCCAGGUCCGACCGGCCAACAUGGUCAGCCUCGACUCGUACGAGCGAGAGACGCUCAUCGACGCCAUGGCCGAGCAGGUCGAGCGCAUCGUCACGGACAACUACCAGACGCUGUCGCAGAGCCUGGCCGAGAUUGCGGCGAGGCAGCUCAGAGCCGUGUCGCAGCACGACGCAGAUGUUGGCGACGACUCGAGCGUCACGAUCAAGGCUCAGCGGCGACUGUUGGAGCACUCCUCUUCCUCGUCACCCGAGGACAUGCACCUUGCUGGUACGCAGCGUGGACAUGCACCGCUCGACGCACAGGGCGAGCUUGACUUUGACUUUGUGCAGGAGGUCCUCGAUCAAAAGAUCAGCAACCUGCUUAGGGACGUGUCGGCACGAUUCGACACGGCCCUCCCACAAGCCAUGGGCGACGUCUCCAAGAAGCUCGAGGAUGUCGUCGAGAGGGCAAAGACAGCAGCCAGCCAGACCAAGGAAGUGCCGGCCGUCUUGCCAUCCACGGUCGAUGGCCCUGCCAAGCCGGUGGACCUGUCGACAGAGGCAUCCGAGACGCUAAGUGCCUUGCUCAUUGGCCGAUUGCAGCCCGUGCUCGAGGAGGCCGAGGAGAACGGAGCCAAGAACCGUCGGGCUGAGCUCGUCGAUGUGCUGGAACCGCUGCUGGAGGAGCACAUGGCCAGGACGAGAGCCAAAGCCGAGGCAGAGCGCCAGGACGUGACACACGCGCUCAACGAGAUGCUCACCCGAAAGGUGGCCGAGUGGGAAAGAACGCUGGCCGACGUCAAGGAAGCCACGGGAGACCAGAUGCAGACGUUGCUCGUCAAGACGCUCCUGCCCCAUCUCGAGACGCUCAGGACCGAUGCAGUCGACCCAGACGUCGUUGCGGCGCGCGUCACGGAGAUUCUCGCGCCCAUGAUUGAAGAAGGGAAGCGGUCGACGCUGGGUGGAUCUGGACCCAGCAUGAGGGGCCUGGAGAGAAACCUCAGCGAGGAUGGCGGCUCCACGACGAUGACGUCGCAGUCCUCGUCGGCCACGACGUAUGCUGGCCCCGAGUCGAUUGCAGACGCCACGCUUGAAAAGCUCAAGCCCUACUUCUCUACGGGUGGCGUCCUCUCUUCUCUUGGCGGCGGAGAAGGAGCUGCACCUGGUCCUGCAACCUUCGACGUUGAGGACCUUGCCGAGCGUCUGAGUGUUGCCUUUGCGGCAAAGCAACGCUCCGUGGCCAGCGACGAGGGCAGGGGUCUGGAUCUGGAGCCGGUGCUUGCACUGCUGGAGCCGCUGGUGGCCAAGCAGGAAGAGGCAAGGAACCUGGCUCGCACCAUCGUCGAUCGCCAGCGCGAGGUCGAGAGCGCGCUCGAGAGCUCCCUGGGCGCGUUCCCCAAGGCCGUCAAUGCAAAGAUGGAGGUCUUCCUCUCCACUGCCCAGCAGACGCAUGACGCCCACCGCGACAUCCUCAGCAGGCUCGAUGCCCUCUCGACUACGUUUGACGGCUCGACGAACCGCGCGGCCGAGCUCGAAGAGAGGCGCGACGAGCUGCUCAUCACGCUCGACGAGGCCAGGAGGGAGGCGAGCGAGGCCAAGGUCGAGGUCGAGCUCGCGCGAGGCGAGCUGACGGUGAGCAACGGCUACAAUGCGCAGCUCAAGGAGGAGCUUUCGAGGCUGGAGUCGAGGCUGGAUCUGGCCGAAAAGGGCGCCGACGAGGUCAGCAACUCCACCACCGAGCUUAGGCGAAGGGAGGCCGAGCUGCAGGAGAGGGCCAAGGUGGCAGAGAGAGAGGCGCAGGAGACAGAGGCCAAGAGGCGACAGGACCAGGCGCAGCUGGAGGCCCUCGAGUCGCAGAAUCAGCUCAUGAAGAAGCACAUUGACGAGCUUGUGGCAGAGAUGCACGCUUCGAGGGAGGAUCGGACCCGAGAGCGUGAAAUCGCGGCGCAGGCGACGGCUGAAGCGCUGGCUCGAUGUGCAAAGGCCGAAGAGCUCCUUUCCGAUGCGCAGAAGCGCGCAGACGAUCGUGUCGAUGAGGCUGCGCGCGUCGAGAGGGUCGCUCGCGACGAUGUGCAAAAGACCGUCGAGGAUGCUGCCCGUUCCGAGGGCGAGAUUGCCGCGCUGCAGAAGCGUGUGGGCGAGCAAGACGCCAAGAUUGCCAAUCUGCAGCAGCUGACGGCGACGCAGAAGCAAAAGGCUGCACAGAGCCAGCAGAAGCUCAGCGAGGCCGACAAGAGGACGAGGGACCACGAGAAGCAGACGCAGGAGCUGGCUGUCGCCAAUGCCCGGCUGGCUGAGAUGGAGGCCAGGGUGCAGGACCGCGAGGAUCUCGAAAUGAGGCUGCGGCAGAGCCAGGACAGUGAGAUGGACUUGCGGCAGGAAUUGACGGCCUACCAUGCGCGCUUCCUCGACCUGGAGCGGGACCUCAUCACGAUGAAGGAGACGCUCGUUGGUAAAGAGGAGCUCGAGGCCGCUCAGGCCGACCUGGUUGCGUCGAGGGAGGAGGCGGCCAACCUCCGUGGACAGCUCGCCGCAGCAGAGCGCCAGUUGCAGCAGCGAGAUGCCGUCGCGAUGCCGCCGACGUUCCAGACCGGUGGCGCGCCGAUCAAGGCCUUUACGACGUGGCACAACGAAGACAGCCCGAGCAACCACGGGAGUAGCACCUGGGCCAGCAUUCACGCGCCCAGCGGUGGCGAAACGAGCAACGAUGCCACACAGCAGCACCCACACCUCCGCCCCUUCUCCUCGGACGCAAACAACGAUGCCAGCUUCUCGGCCAUGAGCGACUAUUCCGUCAUGAGCCACGGGAGAACCGUGGCGAGGGGCGACGACGGCUGGUGGAGCUGA